AUGGAUUCGGAUGCUGGUUCCACUUGCAGUCGUUCCUCCUCUCCUGACCUGGCUGUGGACUCCACUGCGGGUGGCUUCUUCUCCAGCAAGAUGUUCCAAACAUACUGCGGCGGUCAGGAAGGCACUAACCAGUCAGUAGGCCAUCUCAGAGGAGAAAGAGGCUCUGUGGCCACAACAAGCGCCGGGCUUGGGGGUAAGGCUCGGACAAGAGCUGAUCUUUCCAAGGAGGACCUGCAAGAUCUGCGACUGAAGGUCAACAGCCGCGAGCGCAAGCGCAUGCAUGAUCUGAAUCAGGCCAUGGACGGCUUGAGAGAAGUUAUGCCGUACGCCCAUGGCCCGUCCGUGCGCAAGCUCUCCAAGAUCUCAACUCUUCUACUCGCUCGCAACUAUAUUCUCAUGCUCUCCAGUUCCUUGGAGGAGAUGAAGAAGCUGGUGGGAGACGUUUACGGUGCUAAUAUGGCUUCCCAGAGCCGAGUUAUCCCCCCUGCUCCAGCCCCUGCUCCAGCUCCUGCUCCCCGACUGCCCUUGCUCCCCCUAACCCAGUCUUUGCACUCCCUGGUGGCCAACCCCAAUGUUGUCUCAGCACCCUCUGGAGGUAUUCCACCAACAGCAGCCCAGGCACCUAAUUCUCCACCCAGCAGUGGCUACUUGGGCUUCCAUGCGCAUCCCAUCCCCUCUAGCCUGCUAAAGGAUCCCUUACACUUAGCUGGUUCCUAUAGGCACUUCCCUGGCAUGCCCUGUCCCUGCUCUCUAUGUCAACCCCUCCCUGCCUCCACAGCUAGCCUCCACUGUUUGCCACUGGGCAAAUGA
This is a messenger RNA of Chanos chanos (milkfish), 810 nucleotides long. RefSeq names its product oligodendrocyte transcription factor 4 (gene olig4). Bases 1 to 810 code for a protein of 269 amino acids. The transcript has a single exon. NCBI's taxonomy places the organism in Eukaryota, Metazoa, Chordata, Actinopteri, Gonorynchiformes, Chanidae. Gene Ontology annotation, biological process: positive regulation of transcription by RNA polymerase II; axon development; sensory organ development. The record is from RefSeq and is a predicted model, not a curated record. Gene Ontology annotation, cellular component: nucleus. Gene Ontology annotation, molecular function: protein dimerization activity; E-box binding; DNA-binding transcription factor activity, RNA polymerase II-specific.